AUGGGUUACUUCAAUUCACACUUUUCUUAUUCCCUCGUUGUUCUGCCUCCCUCCUUGCGUGUGCAGCUGAUGGCAGCAGUGGUGGUGACAUUCGUUAGUGUCACCGGCAUCAUGACCACCCAUUCUUUGCCCAAUGUCUCACAUUCGAACCACUUGGUUCGAAUCCACUCGCCUCUCAACCACUCACUACCAAGCAGCACCGUGCACCAAGCCUUUCCACCCGCCCCUGCCACCCCUCACUUGCCCACGCCCACACCACACCUGCUGUUCCCUUACAGCAACAACACCUCCUCCUCGUUCACUCUCCUGUCCGACCCAGCGUCGGCCCACACCCUCCUUCUCCCCAUCAACACAUCACUCCUCCUCCCACCCCUCCUAUCCCUCUCCCUCCCCGCCCUCCCCUUUGUCUCCCACCACUUCUCCUCGUCGCAAGCUGAUGGGGCAUCAGCUCUCUGGCUCUCGCCAGCUGCUCGCCUGGCAGCAUGUCCCAACGCAUGGUCAGGCACAUGGUCAGGUGUUCUAUCAGGUGUUGCAACCAGUGCACGGGCACGUGAGUUGCUGAAGGGUCUCAGCAGCUUGCCAGCGAUGAGCAGCACGAUCGCCGCACUGCGGUCGCUGCUCUCGCUCAUGCUCUCCGCCCCUCGCCUCCUCUUCGGAGCUGCCGCGGCCACAACAGCAGCAGUCUCGCCUGGGCUGGUACGCGUAUCCGAAGCAGUCUCGCCUGGGCUGGUACGUGUAUCCGAAGCAGUCUCGCCUGGGCUGGUACGUGUAUCCGAAGCAGUCUCGCCUGGGCUGGUACGUGUAUCCGAAGCAGUCUCGCCUGGGCUGGUACGUGUAUCCGAAGCAGUGUCGCCUGGGCUGGUACGUGUAUCCGAAGCAGUCUCGCCUGGGCUGCUGGGUCUGGCACUGGCAUAUGCGCUGCCCAUAGUGUCUCUGCUCAACGGCACGCUCACCUCCCUCGCCGACACCGAGAAGGACAUGGUGGCUGUGGAGCGCGUGCUGGAGUACCUGGAUCUGCAGCACGAACCAGACGCCCUUGGCCUGAGCCCCAUCCCUGGCGCACAAGGGCAAGGCGGGGAGGGUGCAUGGAAGGGCGCACAUGCCGGAGGAGAAGGGGGGGCGGCCGCAGGAGGAGGGGAAGUGGGGGAAUGGCCAAGGGAGGGGCGGGUGGAGUUGAGGCGUGUGAGCAUGGCGUACCGGGUGGGGCUGCCUCUUGUGCUCUCAGACGUCUCCUUUGUCAUUCCGGGCGGCUCUCAGGUGGGCAUAGCGGGUCGCACAGGGGCAGGCAAGUCGUCCCUACUGGCCGCCCUCUUCCGCCUGCGACCCCUCACCCUGGCCUCUGCCACCACCGCCACAACCAGCAGCAGCACGAGCAGUAGCAGCAGGGCCAGUGGCAUAUUCAUUGAUGGCGUCAACACUGCCCAUGUCAGCCUCUCCUGCCUGCGCACUGCCCUCGCCAUCAUUCCACAGACGCCACUCAUCUUCCACGCCCCUAUCCGAGACAAUCUGGAUCCCGAGGGAAGGCAUGCUGACGUGGCAUUGUGGGAUGCUGUGAGGAAGUGCCAUCUCGACGCAGCAGUGGGGCGGCUGGGAGGGCUGGAUGCCAUGGUGGGUGGGGCGGCAGGGGGGCUGUCACUAGGAGAGCGGCAGCUGCUGUGCCUGGCUCGAGUUAUGCUCAGAAAAUCCAAGGUGCUCUGUUUGGACGAGUGCACGGCCAACAUUGAUGCUGCCACGAGUGCACUCAUGCAUGCCACUAUAGCUCGGGAGUUCCAUGGCGUCACCACCAUCACCAUUGCGCACCGAGUCUCGUCACUACUCUCCCUCCGACGUGUCCUCAUCUUUGAGUCUGGCGCCCUUGUACGUAAACAGUGCUAUCCUUACAAUGUUAUGUUUGUCAUCCUUUAA
Closterium sp. NIES-65 is the source of this 1905-nucleotide messenger RNA. NCBI's taxonomy places the organism in Eukaryota, Viridiplantae, Streptophyta, Zygnematophyceae, Desmidiales, Closteriaceae. The record is from the annotation of a GenBank genome assembly.